AUGAGCCUUCCCCUUUCAAUUAACACAUAUAUAAAUAAUGUUGCACAUUUUGCAAUUAAACAAACAAAAUUGUUUAUCAUCGCAAUUAACAUUAUACACACCCUAAUAUUGGUAGCUGGAUGUGUCAAAAGUAAAGAUGCUUCCGAACCAUUUAUCCUUGAUGUAGAUGAUAAUCCAAUAAUCUCAGGCCUCUUUCAUUCCUCUGAUAAGAUACCCAGACAAAUUUUUGAUAAAUUAGAGGGGGAAAUAUUGAAGGAUGAAUUGGAAUACUGUACAGAUGGUAUCAGUGUGUGUCCAGAUAAUUGGGAAUUUAUUAAUUCCACGGGAAUGUGUAGAGCACCUAUUGAUUAUAAUGGAUUCUGUGAUAAAUUAAUGGACUUCUCAUCAUUCACCGAUGAAGCUAAAAUUGAUUGGGCUUCCUCUUGUGAUGUUCAUUGGAAAAGUUGUAGUGAGUCGAGAAAGGAUAGUAAACAAGUGCAAAAGGAAGAUUGGAUAACGACUUGUAAAAGUGGCUAUAAUUUGUCUCUGUGCCCAUACGGAUUUAAAUUUGAUGGAGUCUCACAUUGUAUACCAGUUUACGGAGUUUAUCAAGGGCCCUGUCUGGUAAAUAUUGAUUUUUCGACAUUUUCUGAAGGAGAUAAAAUUGAAUGGAGUAAAUCGUGUAAAGCAUACUGGCCUUGCAACGAUGGAAAAUUUGAAACUUUCACUGAAUGUCCUAUAAAUUGGGAAAUUUAUUCUGGCUAUUGUAUGCCGCCUAAGAAUUACAAAGGCCCAUGUAACUCUAAAAAUAAAUUCACCUAUUACACACCAGAAAUGAAGAAAGACUUUUGUGUUAAGUGUCAAAUCUAUUGUGCAAAUGAGGACUCUGCAUCUGUAGAUACUAGUGAUCAACAACAUAAUCUAAAUUGGAAUAAACCGUGUCCUGAAGGGUGGAUGGAAGUAAAUAGGGGCGAUGAGAUUUGGUGUAACCCUGGGAGUGAGGUUAGAAAAUGCCACGGGGAGGUGACAUUUAAAUCGGAAACUGCUAAGCGCGCAUGGGCUUCUUAUUGCGAUCAACCAUGGGAGUCUAUAAAUAAGGAUAAAUACGACGAUAAAGUCCAAUUGUUAAUUAGGGGGUUUUCUGGGCCGCUAUAA
Babesia microti strain RI is the source of this 1134-nucleotide messenger RNA. RefSeq names its product Plasmodium falciparum domain of unknown function (CPW_WPC). The coding region runs from base 1 to 1134 and encodes 377 amino acids. The record is from RefSeq and is a predicted model, not a curated record. The transcript is spliced from 10 exons. Lineage: Eukaryota; Apicomplexa; Aconoidasida; Piroplasmida; Babesiidae.